UCUCUAUAAAACCCCCUUCUCUCCUUAAACACAAUAUUCCUCCACACACCAAUAAACAACAAUGGCAUCAAAACCACUCCUCUUUUUCAUAUUACUAUCCCUUCCAAUCCUCCCAUUUCUUUCUUCUGCAACACCAAGUUUGGAUUCCCAUUCUUCUCCGGCGCCACCCACCCAUUUUUCAGGCGGAAGCUCCUCCCAUUACCACCGCCAUUUCUCUAAUUUACGCAAACUCAAAUCCUCCCUCUCUGUUCGCCACGAGUCCGCCCCCUCUGCCCCAAAUCCCAGUUUUAUAACGACACCACCAUCUGGCGCUCGUGUGUAUCACGUGACAUCGUAUGGAGCCGAUCCCACCGGAAAAACCGAUAGCACAGAUUCGCUUCUGAAGGCAUUUUCGGACGUUUACAAUUCUAACGGUGAAGGCUCGUUGAUGGAGGGCAUCAAGAAUCUAGGAGGCGUUCAGAUUAAUCUGGACGGUGGUAAUUUCAUGAUUAGUCGUCCUUUGCGCUUACCUGGUGUCGGUGUAGGCAAUGUCGUGAUACACGGAGGCAGUCUACGAGCUUCAGAUGAUUUUCCUUCGGAUGGAUACCUAAUCGAAUUAUCAUCGUCUUCCUCAGCCCCCAAGAACAGUUUUGAUAACCAAAAAACCAUCAACUCUUCAUCUCAAGAUGCGAUCCUUAUUUCUUCUCCUUCAUCCUAUAAUUACGAAUAUAUCUCUUUCAAAGACCUUCUCUUGGAUUCCAAUUUCAGAGGUGGCGGCAUUUCCGUCCUCAAUUCCUUAAGAAUAACCAUCGACAAUUGCUACAUUACUCAUUUCACCACCAUCGGUAUUUCUGUUCAAGGCGGUCACGAGACCUACAUCCGCUCCUCUUUCCUCGGCCAACACAUUACUGCCGGCGGUGAUCCAGGUGAACGAAACUUCUCCGGAACUGGAAUCAGUCUCCUUGGCAAUGACAACGCCGUCACUGACGUUGUCAUUUUCUCCGCUGCCACUGGAGUCCUCGUCCAAGGUCAAGCCAACGUUCUCACGGGCGUUCAUUGCUACAACAAGGCUACUGGAUUCGGGGGUACAGGAAUUUACUUGCAAUUACCAGGAUUAACGCAGACUAGAAUCUUGAAUUCGUACAUGGAUUACACCGGAAUCGUAGCGGAAGAUCCAGUUCAACUCCAGAUUGCCAACACAUUCUUCCUUGGCGACUCUUAUAUCACGCUGAAAUCAAUGAACGGCGUGGCGAGUGGAGUGAACAUCGUGGACAAUAUGUUCAGUGGAUCGGACAAAGGAGUGGCCAUCGUUCAACUGGACGAAUCCAAAUCGGCAUUCAAGCAAGUAGAUCAAGUGGUGGUAGAGAGAAACAACGUGAGAGGAAUGCAAGCGAAAUCAACGGUUGGAAGCGCAGAAUUGGAAGGAAACGGAACUUCAUGGGUUCUGGAUUUCAAUCCUGUUCUGUUGUUUCCAAAUCUCAUUAAGAACGUUCAGUACACGUUUCGAAGCAUUGACAACGGAUUUCCGAAGCAUAUAGUGAGAAAUGUAUCGGAUAAUCGGGUGGUGAUUGAGACGGACGUUGCGGUGGUGGGAAGCGUGUUUGCGAGGGUGGAUCAGGGGACGAGUUAGUUUAGACAAAGAAUGGUUAAAAAAGAAAAAGAAAAAGAAAAGUUAAUAAAUUAGAUUUUAUGAAUGAAAUAAAUUAUGAUUGAAUUUGACCACAGAAAGUGUAAGUAAGUAGAGUGAUUGGUAGUUUCAAAAUUGGGUGGAAGGAUGGAAAAGAAGGCAAUGUGAAAUGUUGGCUUUGUUCUCUGCUUUCGCAAAUGUUUUGUCAAGUCUGGAAGAACGAUAAAAACAAGACUUGCUUUUU
Cucumis sativus (cucumber) is the source of this 1850-nucleotide messenger RNA. Its product is annotated as polygalacturonase QRT3. NCBI's taxonomy places the organism in Eukaryota, Viridiplantae, Streptophyta, Magnoliopsida, Cucurbitales, Cucurbitaceae. The coding region runs from base 62 to 1609 and encodes 515 amino acids. The transcript is spliced from 3 exons. The record is from RefSeq and is a predicted model, not a curated record. Gene Ontology annotation, molecular function: polygalacturonase activity.